Messenger RNA from Didymosphaeria variabile, 1302 nucleotides. RefSeq lists its product as uncharacterized. NCBI's taxonomy places the organism in Eukaryota, Fungi, Ascomycota, Dothideomycetes, Pleosporales, Didymosphaeriaceae. The record is from RefSeq and is a predicted model, not a curated record. Bases 1 to 1302 code for a protein of 433 amino acids. The transcript has 2 exons.
AUGUCUACAUGCGACAAUCCGCGGAAUACCGCGAGAGCCACAAAUGGCGCGUCCAAGAAGAUUCAGAAGGCACAACACAUACGUGCUCCAAAGCGGGGGGCUUUCAGGCAAGGUCUGACGCAUAAGGACAGCUUCACUGAGGAAGACAAGGAGAAUUCGCAGGAGGGACCGUCAAGUUCCUCUAGCAAGCGGGAGACAGCAGAGACAGUAUACUUUGGCAUGGGAGACACACCGCGGAAAAAGCAGAAAACCAAGAACGUUCACACGGCGCCCGUUGAGUUUAAGAGGAAGUCGUUCGGGAAAGACAAGCCAAGUACUUCGUCAUCCAUACCUAAGAAAAGCGAGCUCAGUCACCUUCAUGAUCUUGACAACGCAUUGAGUAACAUGCUUGACGAGCACGAACAUUAUGCCGAAGUGUCUGACGAUGAGCAACCAUCGCCUGCAACUAAACGUCGGCGGACGAUUCAAAGGCUGCCAGCUGGCUACGCAACGUCGUCAAAUCCCACCACCAAAGACUCUCAAACGACCGCUCCCAGCUCACCGCUGACCUCCAUUCCCGACCACGAUGACGAAGAGCCGAACACCAAUGGAGGAGACCUCGCACAAGACGAAGACUCAAUAUGCGCUUUAUGCCAGGAAGAAGUCGAUCCCGAAGAGCAACAGGAAUUCUGGGCUGAGCACAGCAAUCGAACAGUCCGAGACCAGAUGCGUUUCUGCAAAGAACACAAACGGUCAAAAGCACAGAAGGAAUUCAAAGAGCAAGGUUUCCCGGAGAUAGACUGGGCCAGCCUACCAUGCAGGAUAAGCAGCUUCCGGCCAGACUUAAUCGCAUUGUUACGAAACGAAACGAAAGAAGAAAGUGUAUACCGCACUAAGCACGCCAAACGUCUUGUCUCAGGAAAAGCGGCAGCUUUACCAUCGAAAAGAAAAGGACGGAAAGCGCAAGCACUUGAGCAAGACACACUCAACGACGUUGACACCACGUCGUCAUCUACAGGCUACUACGGCCCUCGGGGAAAGCGCGUCAUGAUGGAAGUCAUCACUGCGGAUCUUUCAGACGUCAUCCGGGAAGUCGCAGCGAAAGACCCCGUGGUCGGUCGGUCGGGUUUCGCGAUGUUUCUGCAGGCUGUGCUUGUGCCGGAGCUCACGCUGUUACUAGUCAUGGAUGAUAUGCAAGUGGACAAGGGGGCGGCGCAGGGGCUUGUGAAGCAGAGCGGGGAGCUGGGGACGCUGUUACAUGAGGAGAUUGAGGAUGAGGUGAGGUUGGCGAGUGAGGAUGAGGAAGAAGAGGAGGAUUAUUGA